AUGGUAUAUUCGAAUUCACAAGCUCAUCCCACCAUUUCGGCCGCAUCUUCUUCGCCGUCGAACACAUCAAGCGCUAUAGAGGCUGCCCCUCUACCUCUAGAAUUACACCCCCCAUUCUCAGUAAUUGAUAUAGCGUCGACAGAUCUUCAUAAUGACAUGUUCAUCGCGGUGUUUUACAAGUGCUUCCAUCGUUAUCACCCCUGCGUCCUGCCCCUGAAACGACUCCAGGAGUUUUUCGGCAAUCCGUCCUUUCGCGAUCAGCUUUUCCCGGUCAUAACGGCUGCUCGGUUUAUUGGCUCCAUCUACGCACGAUCCAAUUUCACGGAUCAACUUAAGGCACAAACAGAGAGCGCCAUCGCCAUGGCGCGCCAAAACCUAUCGCCAUCUCCCUUUCUCGCGCAAGCUUUGCUUCUAUAUUCCAUAUCGUUGUUUUGGUCACAAGAGGACAGCAAUUCUCGGAAACAAAUGGACUUGGCUCUGCAGACAGCAUUUGACCUCGGUAUGCAUCGCCGCGGUUUCGCCGUCAGCUUUGCUCCGGAUGAUCCAAUACUACAGGAAUGUUUUCGGAGAACCUGGUGGCAGAUUUACAUCGUCGAUGCCGCGUAUGCCGCAAUUGAGCGCUUGCCAACUUUUACGGCCAAUAGUGUGAUUAGCGAUGUAGAUUUGCCCUGCGAGGAGGAUGAAUACGAGAGCAGUACAAUACCUGAACCUUCACUUCUAGCUGAGUUUGACUUCCGUGAAUUUGAGUCGGAAGGAAAAGUCUAUUCUUCCUUCGCUUACCUCGUUGGAGUCGUCCGAGGUCUAUCACAAACUUCGAUGUCGGUACCUUGGCAAGGCGAUGGAAACCCGAGCUCGGAGGGCGUUGCCGCAAUUGACUCCGUCAUUGAUGGAUGGCUCCUACUCCUGCCAGAAUCCAAACAACAGGUUAUGAACAGCAGUGGUGAAAUUGACGAGCUGUUAUAUUUCGCCAACAUGUGGGUCCAUGCCGCAUUAAUCUCUUGUCAUAGAGCAUUAUCGGACAUUAUUUUCAACCCUCUGGAAGUUCUCUCUAGCUGCGCUGGCUCGCCUCAGAUUAAUGCAUUUCCAAGCGAGAUAAAACAAGUCCACACCAAGAGGUGUAUCUCAUCUAUCCAGCAGCAGGUUAGCCUCCUUACUCUCCCUAAGCGGCCAUUUUGCCACAGCCCUUUUAUUAUUUGCAUGGUCGUAGUCGGCACGUUACCUUACUUCUCGGCUUGCACCUGCCUUCUGCGAGGUAGCGAGCUUAUUGUCGCGCGGGAACAGAUUCGUGUAAUUAUAGGAUGCUUAAAGGCGCUGGGCGACGUGUGGAAGAAAGGACGGAAUCGUGUGCAGGAGCUACAGGCUAUUGGCAAAGAGAUUAUAGGUGCUACAGAGGUUCGCAGUGUGAGAAUGAGCGAGACGGCCGCUGCAAACGAGGCACAAAACAAAUCUAAUCAGACUCCUACUUUGCUGUCCUUCGAUGACUCGGGUUUACUCUCAUCCAACAUAGAUGCAAAUGAGUUUGCUCAAUUGUGGCCAUGGAUGAAUCAGCAGCUGGAUAUCAAUACAUGGAUUACCGAUGAGUUCCCAGCGCAGUAA
Messenger RNA from Talaromyces amestolkiae, 1596 nucleotides. RefSeq lists its product as uncharacterized. Gene Ontology annotation, molecular function: DNA binding; zinc ion binding. NCBI's taxonomy places the organism in Eukaryota, Fungi, Ascomycota, Eurotiomycetes, Eurotiales, Trichocomaceae. The transcript is spliced from 3 exons. The record is from RefSeq and is a predicted model, not a curated record. Gene Ontology annotation, biological process: DNA-templated transcription. Bases 1 to 1596 code for a protein of 531 amino acids.